Molecule: messenger RNA, 1047 nt
Organism: Temnothorax curvispinosus
Lineage: Eukaryota; Metazoa; Arthropoda; Insecta; Hymenoptera; Formicidae
Product: retinol-binding protein pinta-like
Exons: 5
Cellular component (GO): membrane
Molecular function (GO): phosphatidylinositol bisphosphate binding
Source: RefSeq, a predicted model, not a curated record
UAACUUUUCAUUUGAAAAGAAUCUUUAAUCUGUACACAGAUGACUUCCUUAUCCUGCGAUUUUUGAGAGUUUGCAAAUUUGAUCUUGAGAAAACCAAGAUCAGGAUUCGAAACCAUUACGAACAACGAUCCGACUUACCAGAAUGGUACAUGAAUAAGGAUCCAUUUCUUCCAGAACUGCAAGAGCUGCUUGAUAUGGGUUUGUAUUUGCCUCUGCGGAAUCCGGAUGAUCAAGGAAGAUUAGUUAUUAUUUUACGCCUUAUUUAUAAUCCGAGGAAACAUCAAGUUGCAGAUAUAGCUAAGGUUGGAAUGAUGGCGCUAGAAACGGCGAUAAAAUAUUAUCCCGCGGCAUCCAUACAUGGCUAUACAUUAUUUAUAGAUUUAGCUAAUGUGUCUAAAGGUCACAUUGCUCAAUACGGACCGUCCAUGUUAACGAAUUCGGUUCGUUUAUGGCAAAACUAUCCCAUGAGAAUAGAAUUAAUUAAUAUGUUUAACGCCCCCUCCAUCUUCGAAUUAACAGCAAAAAUCUUAAAAUCUUUCAUGACUGAGAAGUUGAAGAAGAGAUUCAAUGUCCACUCAAACAAUACGGUGCAUAACUGUUUGAAGGAUAUUCCAGCCAACAUCUUGCCCGUCGAAUGUGGCGGCACUGAUGGUACAAUCCAAGAAUUAACAGAAUACUGGAAGAAACUGAUCGAGGAGAAUCGCGACUCGCUUUUGAAUGAGGACGACAAAAUCGUUUCAAAACACUACAUGCAGAACCGUUUGAAGGAGGAAGCUAACAUCGAAUAUGACGGCACUGAUGGUACAAUUCAAGAAUUAACAGGACGCUGGAAGAAGCUGAUCGAAGACGAUCACGACAGUCUUGUGGUCGAGGAGAAUGACGAGGAAAUUAUUACAAAACUCUAGAAUCAACAAAAAGUACUUGCUUUUUUAACAUAUGUAUAAAUGUACUUAUGAUCGUUAUAUAGCUCGUAAGUUUUCUGUUUUGUGUUUUGAGAUAUAAAUAAAUGAGAUAAUCUUUUUUUUUCUCUUUCUGCGCAAAUAUAGA